AUGCCGCCACUUCCGCGGGAUGAAAAGAGUAUGACCCAAGAUCAUCACAUCGAAAUUAAAAACGGAAAGGAAGUUUGUAGACGCUAUCGUCGUUGGAAUAAAGGAGAGAGGGGAUCUGCUUCAGAAACCGAUAAUGACCCCACAGAAAUUUUGCCACCGGGAAAAGUCAGAGGAACUAUGGAUGAAAGUCAAGAUGUUUAUUCUCAAGAUAAGGAUGGUGAAGAUGAACGUGAAGAUAAUCGUGAAGAUGAUCGUGAAGGUAUACAUGAUGAAGAACAUGAGGGUUUUCAAGAAGAUGAUUAUGAAGAUGAAAAUGAAGAUGAAAAUGAAGAUGAUAGUGACGGAAAAUUUGAUGAGUUCAAUUACGGUUACGGUUUAUUCCGGGUUCAGUGGUUCGGUUUAGCUCGGUUCGAAAACGUCAAUCAAGAGUUUAUUGAAGAGCUCACAUCUUCAACCGAACUGUGCCAAAUUCGUGUUGAUCGGAUAUCAGCUUCCGGCAAAAAAAUUUGCUCAGGAUCUGCUUUGAGAUCAAAAAUCGAUUUGGAUUUUUUAGACAAUUCGCCUUCUAAAAAGAGCAGAGGACCUAUGGGACAAAGUCAAGAUGAGGAUUUUCAAGUUAAAGAAAAUGACGAUGAUGUUCAAGAUAAUUACGAUUAUGAAGAUAUGCUGAAAUGA
Messenger RNA from Gordionus sp. m RMFG-2023, 675 nucleotides. RefSeq lists its product as uncharacterized. Lineage: Eukaryota; Metazoa; Nematomorpha; Gordioida; Chordodea; Parachordodidae. Bases 1 to 675 code for a protein of 224 amino acids. The record is from RefSeq and is a predicted model, not a curated record. The transcript has 7 exons.